AUGGUAAAACUUCCAUUUUCAAUUAUAGUUAACUAUAAUAAUGACACUGAUGCAAUUGAAAAGCUGAUCAAUAUUGUGUAUCCUGAAUUUAAAGAUUCUUCAAAGAAACUGCAUUGCUCACAAAAUAGAGCAAUUUUAACUACAAAGAAUAACUUUGUAGAUGAAAUAAAUGGUCAAUUGAUCAAAAAAUUUCUAGAAGAUUUGACUGAGUACUUAAGCUAUGAUGAAACGUUGAAUCAAAAUCAUCAGUCUGAGUAUAUUGAUCUCCUGAAUACUCUUACACUUAGUAGCUUACCUCCACAUAGGUUGCUGUUAAAACCCAAUGCCCUAAUAGUUCUUUUAAGAAAUUUUGAUCCUACUGAAAUAUUAUGCAAUGGAACCAGACUCAUAAUAAAGAGUUUGAGUAAGAAUGUUAUUUGUGCUAAAAUUGCAGUUGGUGAUUUUUGUGGCAAAGAGGUUUUUAUUGUGACGACCCCACCUUCUCCUAGGGCCUACCCUAGAAGUUAG
Molecule: messenger RNA, 507 nt
Organism: Coffea arabica (coffee)
Lineage: Eukaryota; Viridiplantae; Streptophyta; Magnoliopsida; Gentianales; Rubiaceae
Source: RefSeq, a predicted model, not a curated record